CCUGUGGUCUGCUUGUAUCUACUCACCAUUCAUUUUCUUGCUUCUUUUCCAGUUGAGUGUUGACACCAGGACCUAUUCCUUGUAAAGUAUUUUAUAAUCUCUACAGGGCUCAGUCUUUAACAUGGCAAUAGCUUCUUUGCGUCACGGAGUAACCAUCGCUGGAGCUAUCCUGCUGGUGACAGGAACACUGUGCUUUGCUUGGUGGAGCGACGGUGAAAUGGGGGUCACUGCACCCAGCAGUGACUCCAAAGUCACACCUCAAGGAGAAACGGAACUUAUGACCAGGGCUUCCUCUUCCAGUCCUGUACUCAGAUCAAUCAGCUUCUUCUGUUGUGGAAUUGGUGGGCUGCUUCUUGUGUUUGGACUCCUUUGGUCAGCCAAUGCUGGAAUAAUUUCCCGGCACUACCAGUACCAUUUUCCCAGUGACCUUCAGUACUCCACAGUCGAACCUCUUGAGAAACAGACAUGCAGCACCUGGGAGGCCACCAGUAUUCCCACUUAUGAGGAGGCUUUGAAUUGUCAGCCGGCUGAAAAUGCCUCCAGCGACAUGCAGUCUCAGAUUUCAAAGGAGAUUCAGCUGCCCUUAUAUCAGGUGGCGGAUGAAAAUCACAAAGGGCAGGGCAGCCGAAGACGCAGUUCCUCUGACGGGGUUUUGUUUCGGAACAUACCACCCAAGCCAAGCUUAGCGUCACGAGAUGAAGCUAUCAUUGUCUGCGACACUCCACCCCCAAGCUAUGAGAGCAUAGGCUUGGGUGAUGGAUGAUCCAGGCAUCUUUUAUAGCACUGUGUAGGAAUUUCUGGAUUGCUGUAGACAUUUGUUUUCCUUUCAUUAAUUGU
This is a messenger RNA of Thamnophis elegans (Western terrestrial garter snake), 837 nucleotides long. It is a transcript of the gene TMEM61, whose product is annotated as transmembrane protein 61. The transcript is spliced from 2 exons. The record is from RefSeq and is a predicted model, not a curated record. Lineage: Eukaryota; Metazoa; Chordata; Lepidosauria; Squamata; Natricidae. The coding region runs from base 122 to 763 and encodes 213 amino acids.